Molecule: messenger RNA, 987 nt
Organism: Pestalotiopsis fici W106-1
Lineage: Eukaryota; Fungi; Ascomycota; Sordariomycetes; Amphisphaeriales; Sporocadaceae
Exons: 1
Coding region: 1-987 (328 amino acids)
Biological process (GO): mRNA splicing, via spliceosome
Cellular component (GO): precatalytic spliceosome; U2 snRNP; catalytic step 2 spliceosome
Molecular function (GO): RNA binding
Source: RefSeq, a predicted model, not a curated record
AUGAACCAGAUCCGCCAGAUUCAAACAUUGAACAAGCGCGAGCUUGAGGCAGGAAUCUACGACCCUGCUGCUUCCUGGCACGCCGACUACCGCGAUACAGCUUUUGUGAAUUUCGGUGGUCUGCCUUACAACUUGUCCGAGGGUGAUGUCUUGACCAUCUUUUCGCAAUUCGGCGAGCCAGUAUUCCUGAAGCUUGCAAGGGAUAAGGAGACAGGCAAGAGCAAAGGCUUUGGGUGGCUAAAGUAUGAGGACCAAAGGAGUUGCGAUCUUGCAGUGGACAAUCUUGGAGGAGCCGAAAUUGCUGGGAGACUGAUCAGAGUCGAUCAUGCGCGAUACAAGUCACGAGACGACGAAGACGAUAGCGAGUUCCGGGUGGGCUGGGAAGAUCUCAAGAAGAAAGAGCGCCAGGACCAUGGCGAGAAGAGUGAAAGUGAAAGUGAAGAGGAGCAAGAAGUGGUCAGAAGACCACUGAUUCAAGAAGAGAAGGAGCUCGCCAAGCUAAUUGCCGAGCAUGAUGAGGACGAUCCUAUGAAGGCUUUCCUGGUUGAAGAAAAGAAGAAAGAGGUUGAAGAAGCCUUACAGAGAGCAGAAAAGAAAGAGAGAAAACACAAGCAUAGGCAUCACCACAGGACUCACCGAUCGCACAGGUCGGGUGAAGGCGAAGACGACCGUGAAAAGAGACGGUCGAAACGAGAUGCAACGCCGCUGGCAGAGGAUCGUCGCAGAGAUGGUACCCCAGAUGCUCGAGAUCGGGACCGGGAUCGCAGGAACCGUGACCACGGCCGUGAUGGAGAACGGCAUAGAGACCGCCGGCGACGGGACGACCAUGAAGAUUCCGAGAGGCGCCGCGAUCGAGAUGGUCGGAGAGACCGAGAUGCAGAAGGUGACGGCCAACGGCAUCGUCACAGAACACGGGAUUAUGACCAGGAUCGUAGGAGUCAUCGAAGAAGCAGGAGCAGAUCGCCACGUGGCCAUGAGAAUAAAUGA